ACGGAGGUCGGAGGUGCCAAGCGCCGACAUGGCCAAUGGAUCCAAUCAGUCAAUGUGAGGACUACGUAUAUCAUUCAGUUUGGGGGAGAUGAAAAACCUGCCACCAGACCAUGAGGUGUCCUAUGUGGCGUUGUGGCAUUGUGGCAUUUCUUGUUAUGAUCCUCCUGCCUUGUGUUUGGAGUGCGCAAUGCACGAUGGCUGGGAGAUCAAUCUCACCAACACGCCUCAAUGAGUCUACGUGUCUAUGCGGAAUACGGGGGCCUGCUCGGAGCCGGAGAGAGGCGUACAUUGCGUCCUCAAGGCUACUAACCUUUUUGGCGACAUGGAGAAAAUCUGGGUAGGUCAGGUACAAACGUCAUAUGGAAGACCUUCGCCACGGGAAAGGUCACGCACUACUCUAGUAAUGUUGCUCCAGACAUCACGCGCUUCUUUCGCGAACAC
Molecule: messenger RNA, 441 nt
Organism: Exophiala viscosa
Lineage: Eukaryota; Fungi; Ascomycota; Eurotiomycetes; Chaetothyriales; Herpotrichiellaceae
Exons: 1
Coding region: 111-341 (76 amino acids)
Source: RefSeq, a predicted model, not a curated record